Molecule: messenger RNA, 1176 nt
Organism: Drosophila ananassae
Lineage: Eukaryota; Metazoa; Arthropoda; Insecta; Diptera; Drosophilidae
Exons: 1
Coding region: 121-675 (184 amino acids)
Source: RefSeq, a predicted model, not a curated record
UUCUUUGGAGUAUAUUGUCUGGAUCAGUACGUUUAGUAAUUCUGCCCAAAGCAGUUGAAAAUCGAACAGUUAAAUAACCCAGUGCCUUCUAUUUGGAAUAUCGUUACCUCACGCUUUGCAAUGAACCAUCCAUUCGGGCCGAACGGUCCCUACUUUAGGCGUCCCUGUCAGCGGGACCGCUUCCCCAGCCUCGUGGACGAGGUGGGCGUGCGGGGUGACAGCCUAGUAUCCGGCUUGGGCAGCCUUCCGGACAUGGGCGCUCGCUUAAAGCGGGGUCGUGUGAAUCCUCGCGCGGCCGAGAAGCGAGCCGCCCAGGCAGCAAAGGACGCGAAUGUGCCGCCGGCCAGACUCUUUCUGCGCUCCACGUCACGGGGCCUGCGACGAGCCAUCGACAUCUACAUGCCACGCUUUGAGUCCGACGAGGUCGAAGCUUUAUCCGAGGGUGAGACAGAGUCGGUGGACAGCAUGGAACCUGCACCGCCAACCCCCCCAUUGGUGCGUAUGGUUGGGGGACAGCCUAACCAGCCGACCCCGGCGGCGCCACGCCAGGCGGAGGAGCCAAUGUACACCGGAUUCUGUCGACACUGUCGUCGUCUUGGCAGCGAUGAUCGCGAGAGCGAUAGACGCGCUCAUUUGAUGGCUCGUCGCAUCUUCCAGAACAUAGAUCUAUUGUAAGUGGACCUCGGACCCCGAACGUCACGAUCUCCGCCCCCCAGCUUAUCACGAAUCUUUUGGCAGAAAUGAGCACUUGUUGCGGCACUUCGUCCAGAUGGGAUUCGACAGAGACCGAAGUGCCUGCCCAAGUGAUCACCAGCUUUUAACAUCUGCAUCCAAUUACACUGAUCCGGGAGUUUAAAACAAACAAACUUUGGGGGCGGAAUUCUCACAAAUCAACGCAUCACACAUAUUUUCAAGUUGUGGCUUUCGGGGCAUUCAACAAAAAUGUCAACGAAGAUGACGGGCGCCAGAAGCGGGGAGUAGAAUGGUACUCUGUUCAAAUAGUGGAGGUUUCCUGGUCCCAAAUUAUGUAUUUUGGUCGGAAUCCGUGGCUAUAGCUUGAUUUGUGAAGCAGAAUUUUUAAAAUUGUUAAAAGAUUCCUUGGUACAUACAAAAAACACACAUACUAGAAACUGACAAUUCUGAAAAUACAAUAAAUUAUUUUUUAAAUAUCUUAUA